AUGUCUUUGUCCCAGAUGGCACAAAUCAAGCAACUGUGCCGUGGCGGGUCUCAACAAGACUUCAGGACAAUCGGCACAGUCUGCUUCGACAAUUCCUUCCAUCCACGCUCCUUCCCACCGAUGCUUUCGAACCCUUUCAGCAACUGUGCCGUGGCGGGUCUCAACAAGACUUCAGGACAAUCGGCACAGUCUGCUUCGACAAUUCCUUCCAUCCACGCUCCUUCCCACCGAUGCUUUCGAACCCUUUCAGCAACUGUGCCGUGGCGGGUCUCAACAAGACUUCAGGACAAUCGGCACAGUCUGCUUCGACAAUUCCUUCCAUCCACGCUCCUUCCCACCGAUGCUUUCGAACCCUUCCAGCAACUGUGCCGUGGCGGGUCUCAACAAGACUUCAGGACAAUCGGCACAGUCUGCUUCGACAAUUCCUUCCAUCCACGCUCCUUCCCACCGAUGCUUUCGAACCCUUCUAGCAACUGUGCCGUGGCGGGUCUCAAUAGGACUUCAGGACAAUCGGCACAGUCUGCUUCGACAAUUCCUCGAUAUCACGUCCUUCGAUCCACGUUCUUUGGUCUUCGUUCGGCGAUCCUUCUAGCAGCUGUGACCGUGGCGGGUUUCAAUGAAAUUUCAGGACAAUCGGCACAGUCUGCUUCAACAAUUCCUUCCACCCAUUCUCGUCCUUCCAUCCAUAUUCUUCCGUCUACGUCCUCCCGUCUACCUGUGGCCGUGGCGGGUUUCAAUGAAACUUCAGGACAAUCGGCACAGUUUGCUUCGACAAUUCCUCAAUAUCACGUCCUUCGAUCCACGUUCUUUGGUCUUCGUUCUCCGAUCCUUCUAGCAACUGUGACCGUGGCGGGUUUCAAUAAAACUUCAGGACAAUCGGCACAGUCUGCUUCGACAAUUCCUUCCAAGCACGCUCCUUCCCACCGAUGCUUUCGCAACCAUUCAGCAACUGUGACCGUGGCGGGUUUCAAUAAAACUUCAGGACAAUCGGCACAGUCUGCUUCGACAAUUCCUUCCAGCCACGCUCCUUCCCACCGAUGCUUUCGAAACCAUUCAGCAACUGUGACCGUGGCGGGUUUCAAUGAAACCUCAGGACAAUCGGCACAGUCUGCUUCAACAAUUUCUUUCACCCGUGCUCCCUUCCAGCCACGCUCCCUCCCACCCACGCUUUCGAACCCUUUCAGCAACUGUGCCGUGGCGGGUUUCAAUGAAACUUCAGGACAAUCGGCACAGUCUGCUUCGACAGUUCCUUCCAACUACGCUUUCCGACCGAAGCUUUCGAACCCUUCCAUCUACGUCCUCGAAUCCUUUCCAGUAACUGUGCCGUGGCGGGUUUCAAUGAAACUUCAGGACAAUCGGCACAGUUUGCUCGGACAACAAUUACUCCCAUCGACGUCUCUAUCCAAUAUCCUCGGACGCUUCCCAGUAGCUGUGACCGUGGCGGGUCUCAAGACUUCAGGACAAUCGGUACAGUCUGCUUCGACAGUUCCUUCCAACUACGCUUUCCGACCGAAGCUUUCGAACCCUUCCAUCUACGUCCUCGAAUCCUUUCCAGUAACUGUGCCGUGGCGGGUUUCAAUGAAACUUCAGGACAAUCGGCACAGUUUGCUCGGACAACAAUUACUCCCAUCGACGUCUCUAUCCAAUAUCCUCGGACGCUUCCCAGUAGCUGUGACCGUGGCGGGUCUCAAGACUUCAGGACAAUCGGUACAGUCUGCUUCGACAGUUCCUUCCAACUACGCUUUCCGACCGAAGCUUUCGAACCCUUCCAUCUACGUCCUCGAAUCCUUUCCAGUAACUGUGCCGUGGCGGGUUUCAAUGAAACUUCAGGACAAUCGGCACAGUUUGCUCGGACAACAAUUACUCCCAUCGACGUCUCUAUCCAAUAUCCUCGGACGCUUCCCAGUAGCUGUGACCGUGGCGGGUCUCAAGACUUCAGGACAAUCGGUACAGUCUGCUUCGACAGUUCCUUCGAACUACGCUUUCCGACCACGCUUUCGAACCCUUCCAUCUACGUCCUCGAAUCCUUUCCAGCAACUGUGCCGUGGCCGGUUUCAAUAA
Molecule: messenger RNA, 2061 nt
Organism: Penicillium paradoxum
Lineage: Eukaryota; Fungi; Ascomycota; Eurotiomycetes; Eurotiales; Aspergillaceae
Exons: 3
Coding region: 1-2061 (686 amino acids)
Source: RefSeq, a predicted model, not a curated record